Eurypyga helias (sunbittern) is the source of this 2845-nucleotide messenger RNA. Its product is annotated as alpha-2-macroglobulin-like. The annotation marks the transcript as partial. The transcript has 22 exons. The record is from RefSeq and is a predicted model, not a curated record. NCBI's taxonomy places the organism in Eukaryota, Metazoa, Chordata, Aves, Eurypygiformes, Eurypygidae. Gene Ontology annotation, molecular function: endopeptidase inhibitor activity.
CAGUUAUAAAGAGGCUGACCCAGCAGAGCGUGGUGGGGAAUUACAAGGUGCAGGAAACCAGCAGCACUGGACCAGGCUGGGUGUCUGCUUGACUGACCACGACCUGCUCUGCAGCAUGGGGAAAGACAGGCUGCCCAGCAAACCAAACGUCUUCCUCCUUCUGCUCUUCAUCCUUCCUGGAAAUACCUCUCCCACCACAGAACCGCAGUAUAUGGUGCUACUGCCCUUUCUGAUACACACCGAUUCUCCAGAGAAAGUCUGUGUUCAGCUGACCCACCUGAAUGAGUCUGUGACGCUGAGUGCCACACUCGAGUAUCAAGGGGAAAACAGGAGCUUGAUUGAUGACGUGGUGUCGGAGAAGGACGUGUUCACCUGCAUUCCUUUCUCUCUUCCAAAAUCUAAUAGCACAUCAGUGGCAUUUCUCACUGUGAUGGUGAAGGGGGCGACGCUGCAGUUCAGGAGCCGCAAGUCGGUGCUGGUCAAGAAUUCUGAGAGCUUGGUCUUCAUCCAGACAGACAAACCCAUCUACAAGCCUGGACAGACAGUUCUCUUUCGGAUCGUCUCUCUGGACAAAGACUUCUACCCACUGAAUGAGAAGUUUCCAUUUGUCUAUGUUCAGGAUCCCCAGAGGAACCGUGUGUACCAGUGGCAAGGGGUGGAACUAGAGACCGGCCUUACGCAGCUCUCCUUCCCCCUCACAUCUGACCCCAUCCAAGGCUCCUACAAAAUAGUUGUGCAGAAAAGCUUCACAACCCACGUGGAGCACUCCUUCAGCGUGGAGGAAUAUGUGCUGCCCAAGUACGAGGUCCUGGUGAAGCUGCCCAAGAUGAUCACUAUUAAGGACAUGGAGCUUCCAGUGUCUGUCUGCGGACUGUACACCUAUGGGAAACCUGUUCCUGGUUUGGUGAAUGUCCAAGUGUGCCGGAAAUUUUCACAUUCUGCUUCAAAUUGUUAUGGAAAAGAAGCAGAAGCUGUGUGUGAAGAAUUCACUAGGCAGGCAGAUGCUCGUGGGUGUGUUUCUGGUGUAGUAAGGACCAAGAUAUUUCAGCUCCAGCGCAGAGGAUAUAAGAUGAGCAUUGAGGCACAAGGCAAGAUGACAGAAGAUGGCACAGGAAUAGAGAUGACUGGAACAGGCUCCUGUGAAAUCACAUCCCUCAUGAGCAAAGUCAGCUUUGACCUGCUGGACUCUCAGUACAGACCAGGAAUCCCACUCUUUGGGAGGGUGAAGCUGGUAGAUGGCACUGAUGCUCCACUCGCCAAUGAAACCAUCAUGAUUUCUGUGGAUGGAGACAAAUACAAAGGGAAUUACACGACAGAUGAGCAGGGACAAUCCUGGUUUUCCAUAGACACUACCACCUUCACACAAGCCUCCCUGGAAAUCCGAGCUGAUCAUAAACCUGAAUUGAACUGUUAUGACAGCGACUGGAUCACACCUUCAUAUGAGCAAGCCAUACGUAGAAUAAGUCGGUUUUACUCCCCCAGUAAGAGCUUCCUCAAAAUUGAGCCAAAGCCUGAGACGUUAAGUUGUGGCUUCCCCACGGAGGUCCAGGUGCACUAUAUCUUCACACCAGAGGCCAUAGGAGAGCAGAAGAAAAUCGUCAUUUACUAUUUGGUGAUGGCCAAGGGAGGCAUUAAAUUAGCAGAUACCCAUGAUCUGACUGUGAAUCCUGGAGAAGCUUACGGGACAUUUCGGUUGACCAUCCCUGUUGAGUCAGCAAUUGCUCCCCUGGCACGGAUGCUUGUGUAUACCACUUCGCCCAGUGGGGAAGUCAUCGCCAGUUCAGCAGAUUUCCAGGUUGAAAGUUGCUUCCCCAGUAAAGUCAGACUGAGUUUUUUACCCAAGGAAGGUCUUCCUGCCUCCAACGCACGCCUGCAACUCCAUACCUCACCAAGGUCCCUGUGUGCCCUCCGUGCUGUGGACAAGAGUGUUCUCCUCAUGAAGCCUGAAGACGAGCUCUCUCCCAGCUCUGUGUAUGAUCUUCUCCCACUUAAGGAAAUCCGGGGUUAUAGCUUCAAACACUACUACCUGGAAGAAGACAACAUAAACCCUUGUGUGUCACUUGACAACGUAUUAUUAAAUGGAUUUGUCUACACACCCAUUUCUCCUGAUGGCGAAGGUGAUGCCUAUGAUGUUCUCAAAGAAUUGGGCUUAAAAGUCUUCACUAGCAGCAAGAUCCAUAAGCCUGAAAUCUGCCAGCAUUACCCAGGACACAUAAUGGAAAGGAGUUACGGUAUUUCUAUGACUGCAAUGAAUCUGCUCGAUGAUUUGGAGUAUGAAAUGACAGAACAUAUGAUUGAUGGCAGUCCUGCAGAGACCGUCCGGAAGUACUUCCCUGAGACAUGGAUCUGGGAUAUCGUUUCAGUGAACUCUGAGGGAAAUGCUGAUCUAGAUGUGACCAUCCCUGACACCAUCACCGAGUGGAAAGCCAAUGCAUUCUGCACGUCAGCAGAGAGGGGCUUUGGCCUGUCCCCGACAGUGUCCCUCAGAGCCUUCCAGCCCUUCUUUGUAGAGCUCACCAUGCCCUACUCCGUAGUGCGUGGUGAGUCCUUCACACUGAAAGCCACCGUUUUCAACUACCUCACCGCCUGCAUCAGGGUCAGCGUGUCUCUGGCUGAAUCUACUCAUUUCCUGGCUACACCAGUAGAGAAGCAGGAAGAAUCCUACUGCAUCUGUGUGAAUGAAAGGAAAACUGUGGCUUGGGCAGUAACACCAAGAUCUCUAGGGCAGGUGGAGUUCUCGGUGAGCACUGAGGCCCUGAAGAACCAGCAGCCCUGCGGGAACGCCAUCGUGGAGACCCCUGAGAAAGGGCGGAAGGACACGGUCAUCAGACAGCUGCUGGUGGAG